This is a messenger RNA of Dentiscutata heterogama, 594 nucleotides long. The record is from the annotation of a GenBank genome assembly. Lineage: Eukaryota; Fungi; Glomeromycota; Glomeromycetes; Diversisporales; Gigasporaceae.
AUAAUAAAAUAACUCAUGGAACUAUCCAAAAACCUAAUUUAAAAUGUCCUGUUCAAUUCUGGCAUUAUAUACCUAAAAACCUUAAAGAAUAUCCUUUUAUUAUUAUAUUAUCUAAAGGAAUUCAUAAUCAUCCAGCACCACCGCCAGUUAAAACACCUAAAUCAAUUUUAAAUGAUUUAAAAGAUAUAAUUCAUAAUGAGGAUAUAUUAGAUCUUACUGCACAUAAACUUUUAAAUCGGCCUACAUUGAUUUUAUAUUUAAAAGGAGUUCCAUUACCUCAAUUACAUCCAUCUUUAAAUAAUCUUUCAAGACUUGAUGCAUUAAUAGCAUCUAGAAAACGUGCUGAACAUCCUUAUGGACAAAAUAUUUAUGGUGUUGUAUAUUUAUUAAUGAAACAAUCUAAUGAUGAAAAUCCUUAUAUAAGAACUAUUAGGUUACUUAAUGAUGGUCAAUAUCUUGUAUUAUGUGGAUAUAAACUACAAAUUGAAGGUUUAAGAAAGUCUAAAUAUAUUGAAAUAGAUAUGUCAUUUAAACGUGUUCAUGGCUCUAUUAAUGAAUGGGAAAUAUGUGCAUAUAGUGAAACUUAUCAAAAAA